CAUUUACAUUUGGCACUAUGAUUACGCAUGAUUUGUUGUUUAUUUUCAUAUCCUUUCCGGCAAUCAUAGCAACCGACCAGCGAUCGGAUGGAAUAGUUUGCAGUUCGUCCGAAAUAGCAGACGGCCAUAUAGCAGAGGAAAACUGUGCCCGUACAUUGUGCGGCGACCGGCCUACGGCUAAACUAGAAAUGUCGACAAAAUUGUUUGCCUGUGAUUUUGAAGUAUUUGGCACGGUGCAGGGCGUGUUCUUUCGCAAGUACACCCAAAAACAGGCAUCGAGUUUGGGCAUACGUGGAUGGUGCAUGAAUACCCGAGAUGAUACGGUGAAGGGUCAGCUCGAGGGUGAGGAAAAACCGAUGAACGAAAUGAAACAUUGGCUGCAAACCAAGGGGAGCCCAUCGAGCCGUAUUGAUAAGGCGGUUUUUAGCGUCCCCAAGGAAAUAACUUCCUAUUCGUUCAAAGACUUCUCAAUUCGUCGUUAAAUAAGCUUGACUAACUGUUCGAUUAGAAACUCCUCUAUGAGCUACAAGUAAAAAGAUGUAUAUUUUUGCUUAGAGCAAGAAGCCAUUAGGCACAAGGUACACACGAGUACCACGAAAAAGCUGUUAAA
Anopheles stephensi (Asian malaria mosquito) is the source of this 610-nucleotide messenger RNA. Its product is annotated as acylphosphatase-2. Gene Ontology annotation, molecular function: acylphosphatase activity. The record is from RefSeq and is a predicted model, not a curated record. NCBI's taxonomy places the organism in Eukaryota, Metazoa, Arthropoda, Insecta, Diptera, Culicidae. The transcript has 4 exons. The coding region runs from base 18 to 482 and encodes 154 amino acids.